Molecule: messenger RNA, 1772 nt
Organism: Phragmites australis (common reed)
Lineage: Eukaryota; Viridiplantae; Streptophyta; Magnoliopsida; Poales; Poaceae
Product: UDP-xylose transporter 1-like
Exons: 9
Coding region: 375-1445 (356 amino acids)
Cellular component (GO): Golgi apparatus
Molecular function (GO): UDP-xylose transmembrane transporter activity; antiporter activity
Source: RefSeq, a predicted model, not a curated record
UUCUCACACACCUCGGCACGGCGACGCGACGCGACGUGAUGACACGAGCGACGGCGGGCGUUUGAGCUGUUCGCCACCUACCCUCCAUUCUCUCCAAGACCUCGUCCUCCUCAUCUCUUCCACCCCUCCAAUCCACAACGCACGAAUCAGUUGGCAAAGCCCACUUCCCUCUCCAUCCCCCUCCCUCAUCCUCUCUCGUCAGAGAUCAGAAGAUCUGAUCAAGAACAGCUCGAUCGUCGGGAAGAACGAGGAGGAGGAGGGGUAAAUAAAUCCUCCCAGGGCGCAAGAGGAAUUUUGCCAAGAUGCUGGGAGCAACAUUAUGGUUCCUACUUGAAUUUGCAGAUGGCAGGUGACAGGCCGUCGACGAGGAGGAGAUGUCGGACGGCGCGGCCUCCCGGAUGGGCGUCGCCGGCGCGCUGGGCCUCUCGGUCACGUCGUCCGUGGCCAUCGUCAUCUGCAACAAGUACCUCAUCAGCACCCUCGGCUUCUUCUUCGCGACGACGCUGACGAGCUGGCACCUGAUGGUGACCUUCUUCACGCUCUACGGCGCGCAGCGCCUGCGUUUCUUCGAGCCAAAGCCCAUCGGUGCGCGCACCGUCAUCUCCUUCGGCCUGCUCAAUGGCAUCUCCAUUGGCCUCCUCAACCUCUGCCUCGGCUUCAACUCUGUUGGUUUCUAUCAGAUGACCAAGCUGGCCAUUAUACCCUUCACCAUAGUCUUGGAGACCAUAUUUCUGAACAAGAAGUUCAGCCAGAGCAUCAAGGCCUCCCUUAUGGUCCUGCUCCUGGGAGUCGGUAUCGCGUCGGUCACCGAUCUCCAGCUCAAUCUCCUCGGUUCGAUCAUCGCCGUGCUCACCAUCGCCGCGACAUGCGUCGGCCAGAUUCUGACCAACCAAAUCCAGAGGAGGCUCAAGGUGUCCUCGACGCAGCUGCUGUACCAGUCCUCGCCGUACCAGUCCGCCGUGUUGCUCGUCACCGGCCCGUUCGUCGACAAGCUCCUGACCAAGCGCGACGUCUUUGCGUUCAACUACACCGUCCAAGUCGUGGCGUUCAUCGUGAUGUCGUGCUUGAUCGCGGUGUGCGUGAACUUCAGCACGUUCCUGGUGAUCGGCACGACUUCGCCGGUGACGUACCAGGUGCUGGGUCACCUCAAGACGUGCCUGGUCCUCUCCUUCGGCUACGUGCUGCUCAGGGACCCCUUCACCGCGCGCAACGUCGCCGGCAUCCUCAUCGCCAUCUUCGGCAUGGGCCUCUACUCCUACUACUCCGUCACCGAGAGCCGCAAGAAGAACGAGGCCGCCGGCUCGCUGCCGGUCGCCGCGCAGAUGAGCGACAAGGAUUCGGCACCGCUCCUCGGCCCGAAGGGCUCGCCGUGGCAGGAGAGCAAGGACGCGGAGAGCUUCGAUUACGUGCCGAGGACGGCGAAGAGCGCGUUUACCGGCCGGUGAACGGGAACGGUAGAAGAGUACCACCCGCUUAUCGAACGCUCAAAGAUGUAUUGCCGGCCAAGUGCGAUGCCUAUUCUUUCUCCUUGCGAGCUGCGAUUUGUCCUACUGCACAGCGACGAGUAGAGCCUAGAUAUGACAGAAUAUAGUUCUUUCCUGAGCUUGAGUGAUGGAUUGGUGAUAGUACAGGAUGUGCAAAUUCAUUCUAGAUUAUACGCCAAAAACGAAAAACUCUUGUCCCUGAGGGUCAAGCAAAUGCCAGGCUCAUUUGUUUUGGUACCAUACUACUUGUACACUAACUACUUCGAUGAACUCGUGGACUUUGGAUUC